GCAUCUACCAAGUCAUCACUCCAAACCAAAACAGCUCAAGGCUUCUCCGGCCUUCAGCAAAUUCUCUCUUCAUUCCCCAAUUUUCCCGAGAAAAUUUGUGAAACUAACCACAUUGACCAGAGGUGGUAAGAAAAUUGUAGUAACACCCAUGAGGAGUGUGGGCGGCGGCCCCUCUUGGGGUCGGUUUUGGCCUCAAAUGGCAGUGGCGUUAGCUGCCACACUGGUGGUGAUUUCAAGCAAUGUGGGUUCAGUAGAAGCAAGUGCUUAUCCCUACUCUUCACCACCACCACCACCUUACGUUUACAGCUCACCACCACCACCACCAUAUGUCUACAAGUCUCCACCACCACCAUCGCCUUCACCGCCACCGCCUUAUGUCUACAAGUCUCCGCCACCUCCAUCACCAUCACCACCACCACCUUAUGUGUACAAGUCCCCGCCACCGCCAUCACCUUCUCCACCACCACCAUAUGAGUACAAGUCUCCACCACCACCGUCACCAUCUCCUCCACCACCAUAUGAGUACAAGUCUCCACCACCACCAUCACCGUCUCCCCCACCACCGUAUGAGUACAAAUCACCACCUCCUCCAUCACCCUCCCCACCACCACCAUAUGUUUACAAGUCUCCACCACCACCUUCCCCUUCACCGCCACCACCAUAUUACUACAAGUCUCCACCACCACCUUCUCCCUCUCCACCUCCUCCUUACUACUACAAGUCUCCACCACCCCCGGAGUACUCCCCACCACCACCAUACUACUACAAAUCCCCACCACCUCCUUCUCCUUCACCUCCUCCCCCUUACUACUACAAAUCACCACCCCCACCAUCACCAAAACCACCAACCCCGUACUACUACAAGUCUCCACCACCCCCAGAAUACUCCCCACCACCACCAUACUACUACAAAUCCCCACCACCUCCUUCUCCUUCACCUCCUCCACCUUACUACUAUAAAUCCCCACCCCCACCAUCACCAAAAUCACCAACCCCAUACUACUACAAGUCGCCACCACCCCCAGAAUACUCCCCACCACCACCAUACUACUACAAAUCCCCACCACCUCCUUCUCCUUCACCUCCUCCACCUUACUACUACAAAUCCCCACCUCCACCAUCACCAAAACCACCAACCCCAUACUACUACAAGUCUCCACCACCACCACCACCUUCACCCAAACCACCAACUCCAUACUAUUACAAAUCACCACCACCACCAGCCCCAAAACCCCCAACCCCAUACUAUUACAAGUCUCCUCCUCCACCCUCACCGUAUCCUCCUUCUCCUUACUAUUACAAGUCUCCACCACCACCAACCCCUUACUACUACACUUCUCCACCACCACCAGCUCCUUACUAUCCGAAGCCACCAUUGGUGAAGGUUGUCGGAAGGGUCUACUGCUACAGAUGCUAUGACUGGAAGAAUCCAUCGAAGUCACACGACAAGAAGCACUCCACAGGCUCAGUUGUUGUGGUAACUUGCUGGAAUGGCAAGAAGGAAAUCAAGGCCUACGGUAAAACUAAGAACAAUGGGAAAUUCAGCGUAGUUAUCCCUGGCUUUGAGUAUGGCAAAUAUGGAGCCAAGGCUUGCACGGCCAAGCUCUACGCAGCACCAAAGGGUUCGAAAUGCAACAUUCCCACUAAGCUAAACAAGGGUGACAAGGGUGCCAAACUCAAAGUGAAAUCCAAGACUAAAUAUGAAGUUGUGCUCGAGGCUGGCAAAUUUGCUUAUGCUUCCAAGACUCCGUACGAGGAGUGUGAAAAGUCCAAGCCCCAAUAUCCUCCUCCUUACGUUUACAAGUCACCGCCACCGCCUACGCCUACUUACGUCUACAAGUCACCACCUCCACCGCCACCCAAGUACUACUACAAGUCACCACCACCACCGGUUUACUACUACAAGUCACCACCACCUCCGGCAUACGUUUACAAGUCACCACCACCACCAUCACCCAAGCCACCAACCCCAUAUUACUACAAGUCCCCUCCACCGCCAUCACCCAAGCCGCCAACCCCAUACUACUACAACUCUCCUCCUCCACCAUCACCUAAGCCACCAACCCCAUAUUACUACAAGUCUCCUCCACCGCCAUCACCCAAGCCGCCAACCCCAUACUACUACAACUCUCCUCCUCCACCAUCACCCAAGCCACCAACCCCAUAUUACUACAAGUCUCCUCCACCGCCAUCGCCCAAGCCGCCAACCCCAUACUACUACAAGUCUCCUCCACCGCCAUCGCCUAAGCCGCCAACCCCAUAUUACUACAAAUCCCCACCACCACCAUCGCCCAAGCCGCCAACCCCAUACUACUACAAGUCUCCUCCACCGCCAUCGCCUAAGCCGCCAAACCCCAUAUUACUACAAAUCCCCACCACCACCAUCGCCCAAGCCGCCAACCCCAUACUACUACAAGUCUCCUCCACCGCCAUCGCCUAAGCCGCCAACCCCAUAUUACUACAAAUCCCCACCACCACCAUCGCCCAAGCCACCAACCCCAUAUUACUACAAAUCCCCACCACCACCAUCGCCCAAACCACCAACUCCAUACUACUACAAAUCCCCACCACCACCAU
Molecule: messenger RNA, 2577 nt
Organism: Malus domestica (apple)
Lineage: Eukaryota; Viridiplantae; Streptophyta; Magnoliopsida; Rosales; Rosaceae
Product: extensin-2-like
Source: RefSeq, a predicted model, not a curated record